GGAGCGACUCGGCUCGCUGCUCUUCUCGUACAACCCCCUGACGUUUCAAGUCAAUUCUGGAGGAAGCCGUCGCCUUGCUGGAAAUAUACCUGGUUGUGAUGAUCAUUUCAUUUUCCUGGGCUAUUUAUUUUAUAUUUGUUUCGAAACCCGUGUUGGGGAAAAGUUAGCUAGCUCUGCGGCUGAUUUUAGCCUGUUCCCAAUGAGAAGGGGCGUCCAGGUAGUUAGCCUGGGUGCGUGACAGUCGACGUCCUGCUUUAGAGGGGAAGUAAAGGCGUCCAGAUGGAUUUCUCCAAAUUCCUGGACGAGGAUUUCGACGUCAAAGACUGGGUAAAUGGCGCCUUCAGGGUGGUCCAGAAGGAUGCACCAGGGAAGGCGGACGCACACGCAGCCACACUCGUGAUGAAACUGCAGCUGUUCAUCCAGGAGGUCAACAACGCCAUUGAGGAGAGCAGUCAUCAGGCUCUCCAGAAUAUGCCCAGAGUGCUGCGAGACGUGGAGGCCUUGAAACAGGAGGCGUCCUUCCUGAAGGAGCAGAUGGUCCUGGUCAAAGAGGAUAUCAAGAAGUUUGAGCAGGACACAGUUCAGUCAAUGCAGGUCCUCGUGGAGAUAGAUCAGGUGAAGACCCGCAUGCAUAUGGCCGCCGAGGCACUGCAGGAGGCUGACAAAUGGAGCACGCUUAGCGCGGACAUUGAGGAGACCUUCAAAACACAGGACUUUGCAGUGAUCUCCUCCAAGCUGACCAGUAUGCAGAGCAGCCUGGCCAUGCUGGUGGACACCCCGGACUAUUCAGAGAAGUGUGUGCACCUCGAGGCUCUGAAAAACAGGUUGGAGGCUUUGGCCAGCCCCCAGAUAGUAGCCACCUUCAACGCCAUGUCUGUCGAUCAAGCCAAGCUGUUUGUUAAAGUCUUCACAGAGAUUGACAGAAUGCCCCAGCUCCUUACCUACUACUACAAGUGUCACAAGGGCCAGUUGGUGAGCACUUGGCAGGACCUCUCUCAGACUGAGCCGAGUUUGAGCCAGCAGCUGUCUGAGUUCUACGACAUUCUGCUUUCCACGUGGCACUCCCAGCUCCAGUGGAGCAGCCAGGUGUUCAGAAACCCGUACGAGGUGGUGACCGUUCUGUUGAUCCAGAGCCUGGGAGCCAUGGUACCGUCCAUCCCUGUGUGCCUAAGCACAACCAUGGAACGCACAGCCCAGGAAGAGUGCCUCGAAACCCUGCUGGAGCUCCACCAGACCACCACUACCUUCGGACGCAACCUGGAGGCCGUCAUGCUGCCACACCUGGGUGAGAGCAACCCACUAAAGGUGAACGAGUUGGUCAGCGCCCUGUAUGACCCCUACAAACCCUACCAGCUGCAAUACGGAGACAUGGAGGAGUCUCACCUACUCAUCCAGAUCAGCGCCGUGCCCCUGGAGCACGGGGAGGUGAUGGACUGUGUUGAGGAGUUGAACCGGUCUGUUGGCAAGUUGUUCAGCCUGGCCGGUGGCGCUGUGGACCGCUGUGUCAAGCUGACUGACGGGCUGGGCGUGUGUGGACUCCUCAAGGCCCUCAAGGCCCUGUUCACCAAGUACGUGUCUGAUUUCUCCAUGACGCUCCAGUCGAUCAGGAAGAAGUGUAAGCUGGAAGACACGCCCACAUCCUCCAUCUUCCAAGAGGACUGGACCGCCUUCCAGAACUCUGUCAGGAUCAUCGCCACGUGUGGGGAGCUGCUCCGACAGUGUGGAGCCUUCGAACAGCAGCUGUCAAACAAGAUUCUGGGUACAGCAGGAAAGUACCUUUCUGAGUCGUACAGCCCACGCAGUCUUGCGGGUAUUCAGGAAACCAGCUCCACAGACAGGAAGAGCACCACCAAGAACCCCUGGCAGGACUACAACUACCUCCAGAGGGGCAACAUGGCAGAAUACAAUAGCCUGAUGGAGGUGCUGUAUUCCCUAAAGGAGAAGGGCACGGGGAACUCCAGCCUGUUGGCUGAGCCCAGGGCAGCUCUGACCAGGCUCAACCAGCAGGCUAACCAGCUGGCGUUCGACUCGGUCUUCCUCCAGAUCAAACACCAGCUCUGCCUCGUCUCCAAGAUGGAGAACCACGAGGCCGGCGGUUUGGGAGAGAGCUACACGGAGGACCUGCCCACUUUCAGCCUUUCGCCACAGGAAUACAUCACAAAUAUAGGGCAGUACAUCAUGUCCCUGCCGCUCCACCUGGAGCCCUUCGUGACUCAGGAGGACCCGGCGUUGGAGAUGGCCCUGCAUGCUGGGAAGCUGCCCUUCCCUCCUGAGCAAGGUGACGACCUUCCCGAGUUGGACAACACGGCGGACUACUGGCUGGGCUCCAUUGCCCGGGCAACCAUGCAGACCUACUGCGAUGCCAUCCUGCGCAUCCCGCAGCUCAGCCCGCACGCCACCAAGCAGCUGGCCACUGACAUCGACUACCUGAGUAAUGUGAUGGACGCCCUGGGCCUUCAGCCCACACGCACCCUGCAGCACAUAGUCACCUUACUGAGGACCAAACCAGAGGACUACCGGCAGACCGCCAAGCCACUGCCCAGGAGAUUGGCCUCCACCAUCGCCGCCGUCAGGGGCCUCGACUACUGACAUGGAGGGAGAAGGAGGCAGGUUCUCAAAAUGGGGGGCUGGGGGGGGGAUAGGGUCGGGUUGGAGGGAUGCUGCAAGUCAGCACCAUAAUGGAGAAUAUUGCUUUUCAUUUGUUUACAGUGUGUCUUUAAGUGGUCUCAAAGAGAGGUCAGGGGUCAUUCCAUGUCAAUGAGCGGUUGAAAUUAAAAAAAAAACGGUUAAUGGGGUUGUGUCUGAAUUGGCAUGUUUGGUAGAAUGCUCUAGAAACCCGGUGUGGUGGUGGAAUCAGACAGGUUUGGACCUGCUGUGACAGACCGGAACCCAGUACCUUUGAUGGGGCCUUGAGAGCAAGCCAAAAGUGAAGCAACCAGUUAUUCAAGGGAUCUGUGCAUGGAUUUUAAGUCACUAUAUAUAUAUAUUAUCCACCUCUGCAGUGUGUACAGUUAACGGUAAAGACGAAAUGGAUUAAUCUACAGUUUCCAAUCAGCUCCUUCACUCGCUUCCUGUGGUUAUCUCUGUUCGUAUCCCCGUUUCUUGUCUCUGAUCGCUGCACAUUCGAUUUCAAGUUUGAAAAGGUGACUGGUUUCUCUUUGCUCUGUCUGGCUUGAUCGGGCUCCUAACAGAAAUACCCUGACACACAAGACAAAAUACAGCCGCUUUUUUUUCUGAUGUCUUAUCGACUAUAUAUAGGUGAAAGUUGAAUGAUUUUGUAACAUAAUUAUUUAAUAAAUGUUUAGCCUCUUUGUCUUCA
Messenger RNA from Lampris incognitus (smalleye Pacific opah), 3319 nucleotides. RefSeq names its product component of oligomeric golgi complex 7 (gene cog7). Gene Ontology annotation, biological process: intracellular protein transport; retrograde vesicle-mediated transport, Golgi to endoplasmic reticulum; Golgi organization. Bases 280 to 2589 code for a protein of 769 amino acids. Lineage: Eukaryota; Metazoa; Chordata; Actinopteri; Lampriformes; Lampridae. The transcript has 17 exons. The record is from RefSeq and is a predicted model, not a curated record. Gene Ontology annotation, cellular component: COG complex.